This is a messenger RNA of Ilyonectria robusta, 582 nucleotides long. Its product is annotated as Glyoxalase/Bleomycin resistance protein/Dihydroxybiphenyl dioxygenase. The record is from RefSeq and is a predicted model, not a curated record. The transcript has 2 exons. The coding region runs from base 1 to 582 and encodes 193 amino acids. NCBI's taxonomy places the organism in Eukaryota, Fungi, Ascomycota, Sordariomycetes, Hypocreales, Nectriaceae.
AUGCCGGAUAAGUACGAUGAAGUUGGGGACACCGUCCUGCGACCGCACUAUUUCGCCCACGUCGUUCUCCGAACUGCAAAUUAUCUGCCCAUGAGGGAGUUCUACAAGACCUUUCUCGGGGGUCAUACUACCUACGAGAACGAGAAGCUCUGUUUCAUCACCUACGACGAAGAGCAUCACCGCAUAGCCAUUAUAAACCUCGCUGAUACCGGGCCCAAGAUCGCUAGCAGCGCAGGUCUAGAGCACAUUGCAUAUGCUUUUAAAAGUCUGGAGGAUCUUGCCGUGACGUACCGGCAACGCAAAGCUCGUGGGAUUGUGCCUGUCUGGAGCGUGAAUCAUGGACCGACAACGAGCAUGUACUACAAGGACCCUGACGGUAACAAGAUUGAAGUACAGGUCGAUAACUUCGAUACGGUCCAAGAAGCUACAGAAUUCUUCCACACCAAGGAAUUCGCUGAAAAUCCCAUUGGCGUCGACUUUGAUCCCGAGGACUUGAUACAGAGGUUGAGAUCGGGCGAGGAUCCAAAGGCCAUCAUGAAAAGACCUAAUAUUGGGCCAAGGACCAGUUUCAACCGUCCUUAG